UGCGCAAAGUGUGUAAAGGAUUAGUAUAAAUUUUCAUUCUCUCUCGCGCGCGCGCGUUCAAGGUUUAAUGCAAGUAUACCCUUCGGUCAUUUUCCGAAUGCCUUAUUUUUGAUCGGCGUUCACCAGAAGGCCGCGAGAUCAUUGUAGUUUUGCCACGCAUCGCACUUGGCCGCUAACCGCGGCUAUAAAAUGAAUCGCCAGCAGCGCAGGAGGUCAGUGCGCGACGCGAAUACACUUGAGAGAGUAUGCUUUCGCAGAAGAAGACGAUUUAUCAAUGGCAUAUACUUCAAUACAUCCAAGACAGGAGAACAUGUAAAAUACAAAUAAAAUAUGACGAAAAUAGCUGGUUACUACAACAUUUCAAAUAAUUCUGAGAAAUAACUAGUUUAUUGAUACAUUGAUAAAAAUGGAGUUGGCAACGCAGCAAGAAUCGAAAGACGAAUUCGGUAGACCGUUUUCACCUUUACCUAUGAAGAAAUCUGAGACGAGAGACAGUAUUUCUUCUGUUGACAGUGAUGUGAGUCUUUCCUUUGACAGAAGAGGCUCCAAGAGCGAAGAAGCCGACUUAUCGGAUUAUGAUAGCGAGAUUAAAUCUGCGAAAAGGAUUAAGACAGAGCAAGACUCGGGCGCGGAUUCUGUAGAUGAUGCCACAUCGAAGGAAUUAGAAAACCAAAAACAAUCGGAAUCUCAGUUAAUUGAGGAAACAACGAAUGAUCUCGAUACAUUGAAUGAUGAAUUGGCAGACAAGAUAUGCGCUCAAGUGGAAUUUUACUUUUCCGACGAAAAUAUUGUAAAGGACGCUUUUCUGUUGAAACACGUUAAAAGAAACAAAGAAGGCUACGUAUCUUUAAAAUUGAUAUCUAGCUUCAAGAGAGUAAAACAUCUCAGUAGAGAUUGGAGAGUGGUCGGAGCGGCUUUAGCGAGAUCUAAGAAAUUAGAAGUCAAUUCACAAGGGACUAAAUUGCGUAGAGUGGAUCCUCUGCCACCUUUCGAUCAGACUACAUCUUCCAGAACUAUAUUAGUAGCCGGAUUGUCGAUAGAAAAAUUGACAGUUGAAUCUGUCGCCGAAAUUUUCAAAUCCUGUGGUGAAAUAGCUCUGAUAAGAAUUCACAAACCUGGACACCCUACAUCUUCUGAGGUUCGCCAGGCAAUCUCCAAAAGGCCAGAAUUGACCUCCAACGAAGAGUACGCUAUGGUCGAAUUUACAGACUCCAUUUCCGUUCAAAUUGCUAUGCAAAUGACGUUGGGUAACGCCAAAAUAUUUGAAUUACAUCAAUCAGUCGAUAAGAAGAGGAAACACCAACCUACGAGGAAAAGUGUUUUAAAUAGAAUACCGAGAGAGAACAAUUACAAUUCAUCGAGUUGUCCCAGUGGAUCUGAAACUGAAGAUGGAAAAGGAAGACAUAAAAAGAGCAUUCAGGGGCAUUCAUAUCCUAUGUAUCACAUCUAUACGAGUUAUCCUUCCCAAGGUCCACCAUCACCAGACGUAUGGUUAUCUCGUAAACUCUCUUCCUGUUCCAUAUCCAAUUCUGACAAUGGCUUUAUAGUUCGGCGUUUGUCUUCCUGUUCCGGCUCUAGCUCAGAUUCCGGUAGACGUUAUUCGACAUGUUCAUCUGGUUCUGAAGCGGCUUUCUUCCAUCCAGGUUAUUCAAACACCUUUUAUCAUCAUGAAAAUCGCCGUUAUUCUUGUUGCUCUUCUACAGGUUCUUCGGCAGAAUGCGAGAGAGACUGUUAUUUCGCUAACCGUCGUGGAUCAGCUGAUUAUGGAUCGUUUCUGAGAAGAUUAUCCAUGUGCAAUCGUGAUUCUGGCUACGAUACUAACAUUAGAAGAUUGUCUCUCUGUUCUUCGAGCCCUGAGCAAAAUGGAUUUUAUCGAUCGAGAAGCAGUAAUGGUAUCGCUAUGAUGCAUUUGCCCGAAAAUGUGACGAGAAUGCCGGCAGGACCAGAUGGUACUCGAGGUUUCUUCGGUCGUUCUACAAGAAUGUUUAUAAAACCUACUUGUCGAGUACCAUAAAUACUUUUUCUAUUGUUAAGAAGAUGAUAAUAACAGUUCAAUAUGACAUACUUGUUAAUGUCGAGCGCUGCUUUAGCAAUGAUUAAAUUAUUUUACACAUUGAAGAAACAAAUGACUAAUGAAAUUCCUUAGUUGAUAUCACGUAUGUUUAAACCUUUUUUUAAUGUGUACUGAAGUUACAGAACAUAUACUCUAUAUAAUACAAGAAUAAUGAUAAUGUAGUACAUCAUGUAUAUUUUAAUUUAGUUUUUGUAGAUUCUAUAUAACAUAAAAUAUAUAUUUAACAUAAAAUAUAUAUUUAACAUCUGUGUACGUAUGCAGAUAUAGUAUGAUAGACAAGAUACACAUCAUUCGAAAUAAUGUAAUUUUAGACGUUAAUCAAGUCUUUAAUAAUUAAUACAAAGAUAAAUAAUGCACUUCAAGUGUUAUAAUGUCCAGAAAUUAAAUAAUCUGCCUGUAAUUAUUAUGUCAUAUAAUUUGACAAUAACUCGAGAUUUAUAUACGGAAAACUUGUACGUAUAACAAAAUAAAUGAGGGCAAGA
Messenger RNA from Camponotus floridanus (Florida carpenter ant), 2556 nucleotides. RefSeq names its product la-related protein 6 (gene Achl). Gene Ontology annotation, cellular component: nucleus. The record is from RefSeq and is a predicted model, not a curated record. Lineage: Eukaryota; Metazoa; Arthropoda; Insecta; Hymenoptera; Formicidae. Gene Ontology annotation, molecular function: mRNA binding. Gene Ontology annotation, biological process: RNA processing. The transcript has 5 exons. The coding region runs from base 407 to 2014 and encodes 535 amino acids.